UUGGCUGCAACAAUAGCCAACUCAUAGCUAUUACCAAGUUCUAGUUCAGCUCUAAAGGCAGAGGACGGGUGGAGUCUUUCUCUGCCUCACAGGAGUUCAGCACCUGGGACAGCUCCCACACACCUCUAUAGAAAGCUCCUAAGGUAACACUACUCAGCAAGAGAUGGAAAACAGAAGUAAGUCCCAGCUACUCCUGCUCCUGACACUUUCCAUCAUGUUCUUCUCCCAAACACUGGCGUGGCCUCUUUUUGGAGUGCCUUCUGCUCUCAGACUGGGUGACAGAAUGCAAUUUGAAGGAGCAAAUGAACCUGAUCAAGUGUCACUAAAAGAAGACACUGAGUUCCUGCAAAAUGCACUAGCUGAAAAUGACACACCCUAUUAUGAUGUAUCCAGGAAUGCAAGGCAUGCUGACGGGGUUUUCACCAGUGACUACAGUCGACUGUUGGGUCAACUUUCUGCCAAAAAGUAUCUUGAGUCCCUAGUUGGAAAGCGAGUUAACAAUAACAUCUCAGAAGACCAGAGACCAAUCAAACGCCACUCAGAUGCAGUCUUCACUGACAACUAUACCCGUCUUCGGAAACAAAUGGCUGUAAAGAAAUACCUGAACUCAAUUCUGAAUGGAAAGAGGAGCAGUGAGGGAGAAUCACUUGACUUUCCUGAAGAGUUAGAAAAAUGAUGAAAAAGCUCUUUGGGCAGUUGCCACCAACUUCUCAAUGAAUUUUGAAGGAAAACUAUAGGCAAAACAAUUAUAUUUUGAGUUCUACAUCAGUAAUUCAAGAAAACAACUUUAAUAUCAAAACCAAAUAAAGUAUAUUGUGUUGUGAAUGUUGUGACAUUUUAUUCUAAUGUAAUAACUGUGAUGUUUACAUUGUAAAUAUUACUUGAGAGUUCUAAAAAUUGUCUGUAAGUCAUGAAAGUCCUGUAAUUUCAUAUUCUAUGUAUCCUUUCUAAAGAAACAUAUUUAAUGAUAAGUAAAUACUUGAUUAAUUCCAAUUACAUGAGGCUUUUGGAAAGGGUAGCAAUAGAGCAAAAUUAAUGUGUUUAUUUAUAGCAUGUACUUAACUAUUCAGAAGAGCAGAGCAGAUAAUCAGUGUGUCUAUAUUUGAAUAUUAAGCAGAUUGAGUACUGUGUUAAAUAAAUCUCAAAAUGUCUAAAAGAAUACCAACAGGGAGCUAAAGGCAGUCUUUAAAAAAAACUUUUAGAAAAUGCUAUGCCUUUCCAAAUUACUAGACAUCCUUGAUUGUGAAUAUGGUUUAAAAAUCCUUCAAAUUUGGAUCUCUAAAUGCCAAAGACUCGUCUGAUCUAAGGUUUUAGUUAAUGAGAAUGACUUCUACUUCUGAUAUUGGGACUUUCCUUUAUGCUUGUGUUAAGCAGGUGUCACAUGUAAACUGAGUGGAUCUUUAUUUUUUCCAAUAAUAUUUUUUUUUCCAUAGUCGCUAGAAUAAUGCUUGGGUCAAACCAGACUUUUUCGGUGAAAGUACAUUUGGAGACAACUAUUUUUCAAAAAUGAUUGUGAAAACUUAAACAUAGAAAAUAAAGAUCUUUGAUUAUC
This is a messenger RNA of Condylura cristata (star-nosed mole), 1552 nucleotides long. RefSeq names its product vasoactive intestinal peptide (gene VIP). NCBI's taxonomy places the organism in Eukaryota, Metazoa, Chordata, Mammalia, Eulipotyphla, Talpidae. The record is from RefSeq and is a predicted model, not a curated record. Bases 164 to 676 code for a protein of 170 amino acids. The transcript is spliced from 7 exons. Gene Ontology annotation, molecular function: neuropeptide hormone activity; peptide hormone receptor binding. Gene Ontology annotation, cellular component: neuron projection; perikaryon; extracellular region. Gene Ontology annotation, biological process: negative regulation of potassium ion transport; learning or memory; phospholipase C-activating G protein-coupled receptor signaling pathway.